Messenger RNA from Punica granatum (pomegranate), 432 nucleotides. The record is from RefSeq and is a predicted model, not a curated record. Lineage: Eukaryota; Viridiplantae; Streptophyta; Magnoliopsida; Myrtales; Lythraceae.
AUGGGCACGGCUUCUCAUAAUUAUAUCAAGAAGAUUAUUAUCGUUGCAAUUGGGAUAUUCUCUAUUGGCAGUGGGGUAAUUUUUGUUAACGGUAAGCUUGAUACGACCAUUAAGAGCACCAUUUGCAGUGCCGAUAAAUAUGAUAAUGAUCACGGUACUUAUGACCGUGGCAUGAGGUUUGUUCUGGGUCGUUUGACAACCGACACAUCACACGUCGGUUACGACUACUACAUCGCCUCUCCAGGGCCACCAAUAUAUGAUUAUGUGUAUGCUCGUGGAGUUUGCGAGGAUAAAUUGACGCAAGAAUACUGCGAUUCAUGUAUGCGUGUUGCUGUUGCCAACGUGGUCAACUACUGUUACAUGAGCACAGGGGCCCAAAUUCAACUUGGAGACUGUUACGUGAGGUAUGAGGAUUAUCCUUUUGAUCAUUAA